Symbiodinium natans is the source of this 1068-nucleotide messenger RNA. The record is from the annotation of a GenBank genome assembly. Lineage: Eukaryota; Dinophyceae; Suessiales; Symbiodiniaceae.
AUGGGAAACAGUCAGAGCCACACCAAUCCUGCGACAGCAGGGGUUCUUCGGCUAAAGAGGAACAUUUUAAAGUUCUCAUCAGAGCACACCGUUGACUCUGUGCGCGAGAAGGCUGGCUUGCUUGAUACAGAGCACGAGGUCAAAGGCGCCACGUUCAAUGAGUUCAAGCUGACUUUCGACACGAUGGCGUUUCUUUCUGUGGCAGUGUUGUCAUGUCAGAUUCAGCAGCAGUCAGGGCACAAAGUCCAGCAAGUGUUCGAAUCGGACGGCGCGGACUCUCCUCUUAGCUGCAUCGUGGACGGCGAGCGGGUCUGCGAACUGGCCGCCAAAUCUGGCAUCAAGGACAUCGUAAAGAUGUAUGAUGACGGCUCCACGGAGCACUUUCCGUGCAUCGAGGAGCUCAAAGCGCAGGUUGCGGCGAUGGCCGAGCGAUGCAAGCCGGGGCACUUUUUCGUCCUGGCCUAUUCUGGGCACGGCACCAACCAGGAGAACGAAGAGGAGCAGGAUGGACUUGACAGCAUCAUCUGCCUCCGCACGCGCGACGGCGAGGAUGACCACAUGGUCGAUGAUGACCUGGCGCAGCUGAUUUCGGAAGCCUUUGACCCGAGCGUCACUGUCCUUGUCCUGGCCGAUGCCUGCAACAGCGCCGGGGUUCUCGACUGUGACACGCCUGGCAUCUGGGGCAAGCGGCACGUGGCGGCUAUCUCUGGAUGUCAAAAUGAGCAAUGCUCCACGGACACUGGCGACGGAGGUGCCAUGACCAAUGCCUUGUUGCACGUGCUGGGCCACAAGAAGAUUUCCAAGAUGCGGAAGCAGGGCGGCGUGUCCGUACAGUACAUUUUCAACCGCAUGGUGGAAGCAAUGCCUGAGGAUGAGGAGGAGGAAGAAGAGGAGGGGGAAGAUGACGAGUACUACGAUGAGGAUGACUGCGAGGACGAGGAUUAUGAGUACGAAGAUGAGGAGGAGGAUGUCGACCCCAUUAGCGGUGAAGUCCCCGAGCCUGGUCAGAACAUCAACCUUUCCUGGCCCGGGGGCUGCGACCCAACCAAGAUCGCGUUUCCCUUCUGA